Messenger RNA from Cavia porcellus (domestic guinea pig), 3254 nucleotides. It is a transcript of the gene Faap100, whose product is annotated as FA core complex associated protein 100. The record is from RefSeq and is a predicted model, not a curated record. Gene Ontology annotation, cellular component: nucleoplasm; Fanconi anaemia nuclear complex. The transcript has 10 exons. Gene Ontology annotation, biological process: interstrand cross-link repair. NCBI's taxonomy places the organism in Eukaryota, Metazoa, Chordata, Mammalia, Rodentia, Caviidae. The coding region runs from base 54 to 2705 and encodes 883 amino acids.
GGCAGCCGUAAAGUGUCAGAGGCGGUGCCACCCCCGCCGGGUUCUCCUACGCGAUGGCGGGCAGCGAGCCGCGCGUCCACUAUCUGGCGGGCUUCUCCUGUCCGCUCGGAGGCCUGACGUCGGGCAAGCCCCGCGUGCUGUGCCACGAGGAGGAGGUUUUCCUGUCCACAGGGAGCGAAUUUGUCUACGUAUAUGACCAAGAGGGCGGGCUGCUGACCGCGGUGUACCAGUUCCCCGACCAGGUGUGGCACCUGCAGCUCCUGGCCCUUCGCAGGGCACUCUACGUUCUGUGCGCCCGGAGGGGCAUCUACUGCUUGUCAUUGGAGCCCCGGAGACGAUGGUCUUCGAGCCAGACAAGUGAGGACAACAAGGACAGUGAAGCCUCUUCCCCAGUGAUCACUGUGGACCCCGAGGCCUGCGUCCUCCCAGAUACCACACUCUGUGCAUUUACUGUGCAUGAUGAUGUUCUUGUGGCCCUGGUGCAGGGCCCUGCCCAGUGGAAAAUGCAGCUGUUUGAACGUCCUCGUCCAGGGGAGGACUGCCAGCCAGGAGGCCUGGUUGGUGAAGUGGAGUUAUCCACCUCUACCCCACCAGCUGGGCCUCCAGGGAAAGCGACAGUCCCCUGCUUCCUCCCCGUGCUGUGCUGUGUGUCACCACCAGGCUCCAAGGUGCCACUCGGCCAUCCCCAAGGCUGCGGGGGCUUCAUGUUGGAAAAGGCUCUCUUUGGGCUACUCUUUGGAGCAGAUGCCACUCUGUUGGAGUCACCUGUGAUCCUCUGUGGUCUCCCUGAUGGGCAACUCUGCUGUGUGGUCUUAAAGGCUCUGGUCACUUCUCAGUCAGCCCCUGGUGACCCAAAGGCCCUUGUCAAGAUCCUCCAUCACCUGGAGGAGCCCGUUGUCUUCAUGGGAGCCUUGAAGACAGAGCCUCAGGCUGAGGCAGCUGUGGAGAGUGUGCUGUCCUGUGAAGACGUAUACUCAGACUGUUUGGUGGCCCUUGGUCACCAUGGCCGGACAUUGGCCAUCAAGGCCAGCUGGGACAAGUCAGGGAAUCUGGUACCAGAGCUUCGAGAGUACUGCCUCCCAGGACCUGUGCUUUGUGCUGCCUGCAGUGGGGGCAGCCGCAUGUACCACAGCACCCCUUCAGAUCUGUGCGUCGUAGACCUGGCUCUGGGAGGUAUCCCCUUGAACUCUGAGCAGCCACAACCUGAUGGAGUCCCUGGAGGCCUGCCUCCCUUGCUCUGCCCAGCCAGCUUGAGCAUCUGUAGUGUCCUUACCCUCUCUGUGUUACCUAAUACACCUGCAGGUGACACUGAGCUGCUGGCCCUGUCUACCAAAGGCUGCCUGAUGACCUGCCGGCUAGAGCUGAGCUCUGAGAUGCCUGGUCCCACCAGAAUGACUACAGAAAACACAGGCCAGAAAAUCAAGGAGCUGCUGUCUGGGAUUGGCGACGUCUCUGAGAGAGUGUCCUUUUUGAAGAAAGCUGUUGACCAGCGGAACAAGGCCCUGACAAGCCUCAACGAGGCCAUGAACGUAAGCUGUGCCCUACUGUCUAGCCGGGAGGGCCCCCCACCCAUCUCGUGCACCACCACCACUGCCUGGAGCCGCCUGCAGCUGCAGGACGUGCUGAUGGCCACCUGUCUGCUGGAGAACCACAGUGACUUCAGCCUGGACCAGGGCUGGACCUUGUGCAUCCAGGUGCUCACCAGCUCUUCUGCCUUGGACCUGGAUUCUGCCGGUUCAGCUGUCACUUACACCAUCCCUGUGGACAGGCUUGGCCCCGGCAGUCAGCGUGAAGUCACGCUGCCCCUGGGCCCCAGUGAAAGCGGUGUGCUUGACUUGCCCGUGACUGUGUCGUGCACACUAUUCUACAGCCUCAAGGAGGUAGUAGGUGGGGCCCUCACCCCCUCGGAUCCUCUGGAAGACCCCUUUCUGGAGGAACAGCCCCUCGAUCUCCUUCCAGAGCAGGAGGGCAUCUGCCUGCCCCUAAGCAGGCAGACAGUGGACAUGCUGCAGUGUCUACGUUUCCCCAGCCUGGCCCCACUCUGUGCACGCACACCCUGCCCACUCGGCCCUGCUGCUGACCUAGUGGACACGUUCCUGGAGACGUGCCGAGCUCCAAGCAGUGAGGUGGCAGGCCCUGCAGCUCUGCGGGCUAAGUACCUCCCCCCGUCCACAGCCUCCAUCAGAGUGUCGACAGAGCUCCUCAGGGCUGCCCUGGAGGACACUCACUCAGGUGUUCCCCUGUGCAGUGCCACCCUGCAGUGGCUCCUCGCAGAGAAUGCUGCUGUGGAUAUUGUGAGAGCCCAAGCGCUGUCUUCUGUUCAGGGCGUGGCCCCUGAUGGCACUGAUGUCCAUCUCAUCGUCCGUGAGGUGGCUGUGACUGACCUGUGCCUGGCAGGACCCAUUCAGGCUGUAGAGAUCCAAGUGGAGAGCUCUUCUCUGGCGGACAUGUGCAGGGCACACCAUGCGAUUGUCAGGCGCAUGCAGACAAUGGUCAUGGAGCAGGCUGCCCGGGGCUCCAGCCCACCUGACCUCCGUGUGCAGUAUCUCCGUCAGAUCCAUGCCAACCAUGAGGCGCUGCUGCGUGAGGUACAGACCCUGCGUGACCGGCUCUGCACCGAGGAUGAGGCUGGCUCCUGUGCCACAGCCCAGCGGCUCCUCCAGGUGUACAAGCAGCUGCGCAGCCCCAGCCUAGUCCUGCUGUGAGCAGCUGCUGGACCACUGCUCAUCACAGCGGGGUGCUGCGCCCCUGGUGUCCCAGGGCUGCUGCACAGCACCCCCUCCGACUGGACAUUACGGACCUCAGCUGGAACCACUGCUGGCCCAGUGGGCAGGCCAUGGAGACACAGGGUUUCUGGGGUCAGGACUGGGGGUUUGUAACUGUUGUCCUUGCUACUUCCGCCACACCCCAGCAGUACCAGUGGCCCCUCUGGGGGAAGGGUGCUCCCUGCAACCAAAGCACAAAUCCCUGUAAACCAGUGUUUCUUGCUGUGCUGAGAAAGGACCCUCAUGGCCAGAACCUCAGCAGGAAGGUGCCUGCCACCACUGCUGUGCCCAGCACUGUGCUCUUUCCAGGGUCACCUGGGGCAGGGCCUGUGGCCGCAGCCUGCCCCUUAGCCUGGUGCUGUUUUUACUACUGAGGGUGACCACAUCUGGACCCUGCCAUGCUCCGUGCCACUCCUGCUGUGAGCUGUCUGUGAUGAGCCUGUGCAGGUGCUGUGAGGUGCUUUAAUGACAAGCGACCCUUUCUGUUGA